Molecule: messenger RNA, 2089 nt
Organism: Polistes dominula (European paper wasp)
Lineage: Eukaryota; Metazoa; Arthropoda; Insecta; Hymenoptera; Vespidae
Gene: Hexo1
Product: beta-hexosaminidase 1
Biological process (GO): protein deglycosylation; glycosaminoglycan metabolic process; carbohydrate metabolic process
Cellular component (GO): plasma membrane
Molecular function (GO): beta-N-acetylglucosaminidase activity
Source: RefSeq, a predicted model, not a curated record
UUUUAUCCCUUCCACUUGAAUUCUGAUUUCACGCGAAGUCGUUCGUUCUCUCCUCAAGGAAGGAGGAUAAAAAGUGUUUGCUACUCCGAUGUGGGCAUUCAUUCGAGGGAUAACAGGCUCGCUCUCUCUCUCUUAGUGAUAGAGGUAGAAUUCACCGAGAAAAAGAUAGAAAUAUGAUUGCUAUUACAUUUAUAUUUGUCCUCGCUUUAGAAGCUUGUAGCGAGUUCAUCGUUGCUGAGAAAGUUUAUAAUACACCAUGGCAUUUCAAAUGCAACGGAGGACAUUGUUUAAAAGAAGAGAUAACAGAAAAAAUAACAUCGCCAAUGUCUUUAAAAGUAUGUCAAUUUUUUUGCGGUGACAGUGGUUCUUUAUGGCCAAAACCAACAGGACACUUAUCUUUGGGUAAUUCGGUAAUACCACUUGAUGUUAAUGACAUCAGUUUAAAUGGCAUAGAUCUAAAUACAAAAGUAGGUGAUCUUUUACAAGAGAACGUUAAUAUAUUAAAAGAAAAUAUUAAAAAACUUGGUACACCUGUCGACAACAAUGGUGUAGGUUUGAUAAUUAAUGUUAAUGAUAUUCAUGAAUUACACCAUGUACAAUUGACAUUAGACACCGAUGAAAGUUACAAAUUACAAAUUUAUCAGAUCGAUGACAAAUCGAUGGACGUGACGAUAACAGCAAAGACUUAUUUCGGUGCUCGAAAUGCUUUGGAAACAUUGUCUCAAUUAAUAAUAUUCGACGAUUUAAAUGAUAAAAUACAAAUCAUUGUAAGUGCUCACAUUGAAGAUAAACCAGCUUAUCCCUAUCGUGGAAUACUUUUGGAUACUAGUCGUAAUUUUAUUAGCGUUGAAACGAUCAAGAAUACCAUAGAAGCAAUGUCCAUGUCAAAGAUGAAUACUUUCCAUUGGCACAUCACAGAUUCCCAUAGUUUCCCAUACGAAAGUAAAACCUAUCCGUUGUUCACCAAAUAUGGUGCCUAUAGCAAAGACAAAGUUUACACUAAGGAAAACAUUAAGGAUGUCAUAAGGUUUGCUCUAUUAAGAGGUGUACGUGUUUUACCAGAAUUCGAUGCACCUGCUCACGUUGGCGAAGGUUGGCAAUGGGUAGGCCACAAUACAACGGUAUGCUUCAAAUCAGAACCAUGGAUGAAUUAUUGCGUUGAACCACCAUGCGGUCAAUUAAAUCCAACCAGCGACAAGGUCUAUGAAAUUCUCGAAGGUAUUUACAAAGAAAUGUUGGAAGAUUUCAAUCCAGAUAUCUUUCACAUGGGUGGUGAUGAGGUCAAUAUUAAUUGUUGGAACUCCAGUGAUAUGAUUAAGAAUUGGAUGCUCGCUAAAGGAUGGGAUUUAUCAGAAUCGAGUUUCUAUUUGCUCUGGAAUCAUUUUCAAAACAAGGCACUUGAUAAGUUAACUUUGGCUAACGGGGGAAAAGAAAUUCCCGUUAUUAUAUGGACUAGUGGACUUACCAAUGUAGAAAAUAUCAAAUAUUUGGAUACUCAGAAGUAUAUUGUACAAAUUUGGACCACUGCUACUGAUGUUACUGUUGGUAGAUUAAUAAGCAAUAAUUUCAAAGUCAUCAUUUCUAAUUAUGAUGCUCUUUACCUUGACUGCGGUUUUGGAGCAUGGGUUGGUGAAGGUAACAAUUGGUGUUCACCAUACAAAGGCUGGCAAUUAAUUUACGAUAAUUCUCCGUCUAACAUUCUUAUGAAACAAGGUUUCGGUGUUAAUAAGAAGAAUUUAGUACUCGGCGGAGAAGUAACACUUUGGACUGAACAAGUUGACAGUACUUCAGUUGAUUCAAGAUUAUGGCCCAGAUCAGCAGCUUUCGCAGAAAGACUUUGGUCUGAUCCUGCUUCUACUUGGAUUCAUGCCGAACAUAGAAUAUUAAGACAACGACAGAGACUCGUUGAAAGAGGCAUUAAUGCUGAUAGAUUAGAACCCGAAUGGUGUAUUCAGAAUCAAGGCCAUUGUUAUUUAAAUUAACAAUUAAUGCGAGACAUCAUUUAAUCUCAUUUAAUGAGAUGACAUUAAUUAUAAACGCAAUAAUUAACAUAACUUGACUUGGAUUUUUAUAAUCAAUUAAAUAUUAU